CAGCCGCCUGAAGAUCAAAAUGAAGACUGCAAUGAUGACUCUGAUCAAACACUACGCCGCGACUGUUGCCUCCAUCGUAAUUUUGCUGCAAGCCGCAACAUUGUACACAGAUGCAUCUCAUAUGCUGCAAAAUUCACAAGGUCAACAUGAGCCUGAUGAGGUGGGACCGCAGUUUCUGGCACAGCUGACCAAUAUAACUGUACCACAGGGCCGUGACAUUUCCUUCACCUGCGUUGUGGACAACUUGGGACAAUAUCGGGUGGCUUGGAUUAAAUCCGAUUCAAAAGCAAUACUUGGUAUACACACACAUAUGGUCUCUCUAAAUCCGAGAUUAUCAGUGACACACAAUGGCCACAACACCUGGAAACUUCACAUAUCCCACGUGCAGCUAAACGAUUCCGGCAGCUACAUGUGCCAAGUUAAUACAGAUCCCAUGAAGAGCCUGUCUGGCUAUUUGGAUGUGGUGGUGCCUCCGGAUAUUAUCAACCAGCCCGAUCAUAAUAUCGACGAAGGGGUUAGCACGGAAGGCGGCACAAUUUCUCUACAGUGCAGUGCAACAGGUGUGCCCGAUCCCAUGGUGCAGUGGCGACGCGAGGGCGGCAAGGACAUAAUGCUGCGUACGGAGAGUAGAGACAAACAAGCGCUAAAGUCCGUGGAUGGCGAAAGGCUGCAGCUAACGAAUGUACAUCGCACCGAUAUGGGAGGAUAUCUGUGCAUAGCUUCGAAUGGAGUGCCGCCUUCGGUUAGCAAGCGCUUUGAUGUGCAUGUGAACUUUCCACCGACAAUUAAGGCCGUUAAUCAAUUGGUGGGUGCACCCGUGGAGCGAGAGGUUACCUUGGAGUGUAUUGUCGAAGUGUAUCCCAAACCACUCAACGGCUGGUAUCGUAAUGAAGGCAACAUUAAGCUGCACAAUGGCAACAAGUACAACAUAUCGGAGGCCAUGAUUAACCUGUAUAUGUGGCACCUCAAUCUCACCAUACGACAUCUGACCAAGGCGGACUUCGGGGCAUACAGCUGCUCCAGCGUGAAUGCGCUGGGCAAGAGCGAGGCGCGUAUUCGCUUGCAAGAAUUACGAUUACCGCCCAAGUCGACAACGACGGCAACACCUCACGUGCACACUACGGCCAAAGCGCGUCGGAAGCAGCAGCCCGGCCACAACAAGGGACUGAACGAAGUGGUGCGUGCUAAGGAAACCCAUUUCUCAAAUCAAAUGCAGCAAGAGAACGAUGUAUUCGGCAGCGGUAUUGGUGUGCCCCAAAGCGCCAACGGAGCAGGAGCUGCUGGAGCUGCUGCUGGCGGUGGUGGUGCUGGCGCUGGUGGUGGUAUUGUGGCAAGUGGAAACGUCAACGGCAUGAUAAACGGAGCGGAAGUGCAUACGCAGCUUCCGGCACGCAAUGGAUACGAUAAAACUUACAAGUCGCCGGGCGUGGCGCCCUCCCUGCGGCCGCCUUGGAACCACGCGUCCGCGGGGUCCCAGCUGCUGGCCUGCUCCACGAUAGCGACAAAUACUCUGAUGGCUUUUUUCUGCAUAUUGUCUAUGUAUUCGCUUAAGCUCAUUUAA
Messenger RNA from Drosophila busckii, 1561 nucleotides. It is a transcript of the gene DIP-lambda, whose product is annotated as lachesin. The transcript is spliced from 10 exons. NCBI's taxonomy places the organism in Eukaryota, Metazoa, Arthropoda, Insecta, Diptera, Drosophilidae. The coding region runs from base 20 to 1561 and encodes 513 amino acids. The record is from RefSeq and is a predicted model, not a curated record. Gene Ontology annotation, cellular component: neuron projection.